CUUCUCUUCAAUACCCUCCAAUCUUGGUGAUCAAUUUACACAAAUUCAAUUGAUACCACGUAGUUGACUUGCUACCUAGUAAAAGCCGCCAUCCUCUUAUACGCGCGCCUUUUCCUAAUUUUUACUAUUGAUUUUAACACUCGUUUUCUCUUAUCUGAACCAAUAAGUUUUCUUCGCGAGGGCAUAUAAUAACAGUACUCUAUCCCACUGCUUCGGCGCAAUAACAAUAGCCCGCCAUGGCAUCCAAAGCCAUGUGGGAAGUCGACCCGGAGACUAGAUCAAAGCUCCUGGCCAUACAAAAAACAAACAACAACAAUGUCUGCUGCGACUGCAACGCACCGAAUCCACAAUGGGCGUCCCCCAAAUUCGGCGUCUUCAUCUGCCUUUCCUGCGCCGGUGUCCACCGAGGGCUCGGCGUUCAUAUCUCCUUCGUCCGCUCCGUCACUAUGGACGCCUUCAAACAGGCUGAGAUUGAACGCAUGCGACUCGGUGGCAACCAAGGGUGGAGGGCGUUCUUCGAGGGACACGAGGAUACCAAGAUGCGCGGUUUGAGCUGGGACGAUGCUACGAUUGCCGAGAGAUAUAGUGGUGAAGUGGGUGAGGAGUGGAAAGAGAGACUUAGCGCUAAGGUCGAGGGAAAGGAAUACGUACCUGGAGAGCGAAAGAGUACACCACAGCCCGCUGCGAACGUCGCGAAACCGCCCCCGAAACAGGUUAGUCGAACUGGAACGCCGCUGCAGGGCGUGCCGACGAGCGGGAGUCGCACGGCCAGUCCCAAUCGCCCGGGCGUCAAAGCUAAGGUCGACGACGAGUAUUUCGCGCGGUUGGGAAAAGAAAAUGCGGCGAGGUCGGCGGAUUUGCCGCCUAGUCAGGGAGGAAAAUAUGCUGGGUUUGGGAAUACGCCGGGCCCGGCGAAGAGCGGUGGUGGAGGUGCAUUGCCGGACUUUACGGAUGUGCAGAAGGAUCCUAUGGCUGCGCUGACGAAGGGCUUUGGAUGGUUCACGACGACGGUGGGGAAGACGGCGAAGGGGUUUAAUGAUGAUUUUAUUCAGCCUACGGCUAAGCAGAUCUCAGAGUCGGACUUCGCGGCACAGGCGAGAUUGGCGGCGGGGAAUGUGGGUAAAGCUGCACAGGCGGGUGCUAUGACGGCACAGGAUCGAUUUACCAAAUUCGUUGAGGGAUCCGAUGAGCGGAGACAAGCACCGCUGGACGAGAGCAAGAAAGCCUUCUGGGACGACUUCGCAUCCGUAGCAGAUCAGAGACACGGUACUGGCCCGAAGUACAGUUCAAUCGGGACGUCGGCGAUGGGUAAGGGCCCAAACAAGAAUGCUUCUGCAGCAGCUAAGAAAGACGAUGAGUGGGAUGACUGGUAAGAGAUGAGCGAGCGAAGGGGUCUUGGGUCGGGGAGUUUAGGUCGCAUGUGUAUCAGAUGUGCCAUUAUUAUGCCUCUAGAGGUCAGUCACGAUGCCAUGCUGUACAACUACCUAGGGGAACCUAGAUGGAGUUCUGGGUAGCGCAUAUUAUACAUAUUUAUAUUUAUUCGGGUCAAUAAAAAGAAUUUAUCUAAAU
Molecule: messenger RNA, 1569 nt
Organism: Hypoxylon trugodes
Lineage: Eukaryota; Fungi; Ascomycota; Sordariomycetes; Xylariales; Hypoxylaceae
Product: ArfGap-domain-containing protein
Exons: 3
Coding region: 237-1373 (378 amino acids)
Biological process (GO): regulation of ARF protein signal transduction; regulation of endocytosis
Cellular component (GO): Golgi membrane
Molecular function (GO): GTPase activator activity
Source: RefSeq, a predicted model, not a curated record